This is a messenger RNA of Fukomys damarensis (Damara mole-rat), 3017 nucleotides long. It is a transcript of the gene Anp32e, whose product is annotated as acidic nuclear phosphoprotein 32 family member E. Lineage: Eukaryota; Metazoa; Chordata; Mammalia; Rodentia; Bathyergidae. The transcript is spliced from 8 exons. The record is from RefSeq and is a predicted model, not a curated record. Gene Ontology annotation, cellular component: nucleus. Gene Ontology annotation, molecular function: phosphatase inhibitor activity; histone binding. Bases 2 to 937 code for a protein of 311 amino acids. Gene Ontology annotation, biological process: regulation of apoptotic process.
CAUGGGCCUCGGAAGGCACCCCGAUAAUGGCAUUCUCUCUUCAAGGGUCCCCAGUCGGUUGAGAAAUAACGUAAACGCAAGCGUGGAGGGUUGGGGUAGUGGGAACAGCAGGAAAGGAGAAAGGAGAGUAGUAGCAGAAGAGCAGGAGGAGGACAUGGAGAUGAAGAAGAGGAUUAACCUGGAGUUAAGGAACAGAGCCCCGGAGGAGGUGACAGAAUUGGUCCUUGAUAAUUGCCUGUGUGUCAAUGGGGAAAUUGAGGGCCUGAAUGACACUUUUAAAGAACUAGAAUUUCUGAGUAUGGCUAAAGUGGCAUUAAGUUCACUGGCUCAGCUUCCCAGCCUAAAUAAACUUCGGAAAUUGGAACUUAGUGACAAUGCAAUUUCUGGAGGCUUGGAAGUUUUAGCAGAAAAAUGUCCAAAUCUUACCUACCUCAAUCUGAGUGGAAACAAAAUCAAAGAUCUGAGUACAGUAGAAGCUCUGCAAAAUCUUAAAAAUUUGAAAAGUCUGGAUUUGUUUAACUGUGAGAUCACAAACCUGGAGGAUUACCGAGAAAGCAUUUUUGAACUGCUUCAGCAAAUCACGUACUUAGAUGGAUAUGAUCAGGAAGACAACGAAGCCCCAGACUCGGAAGAGGAGGACGAUGAAGAUGGAGAUGAAGAUGAUGAAGAUGAAGCUGGUCUCCCUGAAGGGUAUGAAGAGGAAGAGGAGGAAGAGGAGGAUGAAGAUGAGGAGGAAGAUGAAGCAGGCUCAGAAUUGGGAGAGGGAGAAGAAGAAGUGGGCCUGUCAUACUUAAUGAAGGAAGAGAUUCAGGAUGAAGAUGAUGAUGAUGACUAUGUUGAAGAAGGAGAAGAAGAGGAGGAAGAGGAAGAAGAAGGUCUUCGGGGGGAGAAGAGGAAGCGGGAUGCCGACGACGAUGGAGAGGAGGAGGAGGACUGAGGCCGCGUCCCCCGGCGUUCCUGGGUGUGCAGUCGGGUGGCCACGUCUUCGUCUCCUGUACGACAGCUGUUCCCCGCGGAAGAUGAUGUGUGACUUUUUAUAGGAGAAGUGUGGUUUUACUAUUUUUGCCUUAUCAUUCCAAUUAAGAUUUACUAGUCUGUUAAUGAUCAGGUUGUACGUAGAGAAAAUUUUCAUUGCCCCCCCUUGUGAAAUUCUCUAGCAAUUUAUUUAGAAUCUUAAUUUUUUUAAUUCAAGCACACUGUAUUAGUCAUUUUUAGCCCAUAAUUAAACAUCACUUUUACACAGGUGUAAUUUGGUGCAUUUCAUUCAUAAAGUUGUAAAGUUAUUUAUAAAUUAACUGAAAUUACGACAGUAGUCUCUUGAAUGAUAAGUUCAUUAUUUUUUAGAAGUGACUCAGAGAUCUUUCGUUAGAAGGCAGUGACUUACUGGCCAGGAGUAUUUGGAUGCUGGUUACCCGAGUUAAGCUGGAAAGCAGAUGCAGGAUAACGUACAGGUCUUUCUCAGCAGCGGAUUUCAUGGGUGGGGGGGUGCCACUCUGUGAUUAUUGUAGUUCAAGGAUUUUAUAGUGAGUGCUAAGAGUUUACUUUUGAAGGAGAAAUUGCUUGUACUAAGUCCGAGGCAUGCAGUGAGCCCUUCCUGAGAUGCCAGUGGUGGUUUGUGUUGUUUCAGGCUUGUGUUCUUUCUCCUCUCAGCAACUUCUGUGCUGUCUUUCCCUUCUUGUUUCACUCAUCUUUCUGUGCCAGAAGGUUGGGCACCUGGUGGAUUCCCCAAAAACCUUUAGUCUCAUACCUCAGUCACCUUUUCAGACCUGUCCAGGUUUUAAAUGAAUGAGGAAGAAAUUUGAGUAUUUUUAAAGAUCUGAGUAUUGUUGAUACCGUUUUAUUCAACAGGUUCUACUUACUGUAAAUGCUUCUGGGCUGACAGCACGGGAGACCAUGAUUAGGGUGAAGGAAGAACAGACGGGAGGCUUUUGGAAGUAGUGAUAAUGUUUCUCAAAACUGAACCAUUGCCCGUUGAGAAUUAAAUUUAAAUUGGCUUCCCAAAGUAUUUGGAUACCAACCCUGUGAAGUAUCUAUAGUUUUUCUCAGUAGAACUUUAAUCUUCCUAUAGUUGUAAUGCACUACCAGAUACAACAUUUUUGGAGUAUGGUAGUUGAAAAAAAAAUUGAAACUAACUCAAUAUUAAGGUUUGUUUUCGGGCUGAUGUUCAUUACCAACAACGAUAUUUGAGAGAGAAGUGUGAGCGUGUUGCUGUCUACUACACAGACCCUGGCGGGGGACAACUCUGUCUCCCUUUUUGUCAAGGAGGCGCCAUGUCCAAGGCAUGGAGCUUGUAAUUAAUCUUGAAUGUCUGAAUUAUUUUUCUCUUCGUUUUGAAUAUUUGUAAGGUUUUAAAAAGUGCCAGCAAAUUGAAGUUAUGCUUCUCCACUGGGACACGUUCAAACCAGUAUGGUAUUGCUGCUGCUUUCUUAGUGUAAAAUGGAAGACUUGGUGUUUUAAAGCAAAACUAUGAAGUUAUUUGUGGAGAAACUAAAAAAGUUACACAUCUGGCUGAAAACACUGGGGACAAGUUUAUCGGGGCCUGGAAUCUCUAGACGACUAACAUUUUUGUCCUAAUUUAACAAUUGGAAUACCCUGUUUAGUCCCUAAGAUUUCUUGUUGCAUACUAUGCCACCUUAGAAAAUACUUAUUUUUAAAAUUAAAUCUAUAUAUUGACCUUCUUAUCAAUCAUUUUAUUGUGCAAUCAUAAUUAGAGUUCUCUGAUUUGAAAAACAACACUUAGAGCCUCCAGAUAACUUUUAAGACUUAUGUAGCUUUGUGGGUGAUAUUUUCAUGCAAAUAAGUAAGGGUGGGUUUUAUAUUGUAGAAGUUUUGGGUCCUAUUUUAAUGCUCUUUGUAUGGCAGUAUGUAUAUAAUGUGUUAAAUUCCUCAAGAACCUCUCCUUAAAAACUUUGAAGUUAAUACUUUUGUGCAACUGUGUUUUGAAUAAAGCCAUGACAGUGUUAAAAGUAAAUUUAAAAAAUGCAGUACUCCUGAUCAUUCUUUUAUUGUUUCUGACU